GAGCGGCUCGGGCGCACAAAGACGGCCGGACGCGGCGGCGGCGGCGGCGGCGGCGGCGGCAGCAGGAGCGCAGGGGAGCUAGCUAGCCUGUCAGCCUUCUCGGAAACCGCGCCACAGGAACCUAGCAACUCGGACGCGGGGACCCGGGUCGGGCCCCAAGAUGCCGGCGAUUGCGGUGCUCGCGGCGGCCGCCGCGGCGUGGUGCUUCCUCCAGGUCGAGAGCCGGCACCUGGACGCGCUGGCUGGAGGCGCGGGCCCCAACAACGGCAAUUUCCUAGACAAUGACCAGUGGCUGAGCACAGUCUCCCAGUAUGACCGGGACAAGUACUGGAACCGCUUUCGAGACGAAGUUGAGGAUGAUUAUUUCAGAAACUGGAAUCCCAACAAGCCCUUUGACCAAGCCCUGGACCCAUCCAAGGACCCCUGCCUGAAGGUGAAAUGCAGCCCUCAUAAGGUUUGUGUGACCCAGGACUACCAGACCGCCCUGUGUGUCAGCCGCAAGCACCUGCUCCCCAGGCAAAAGAAAGGAAACGUGGCCCACAAACACUGGGUUGGACCUUCGAAUCUGGUCAAGUGCAAGCCCUGUCCGGUGGCGCUGUCAGCCAUGGUCUGCGGCUCCGAUGGCCACACUUACACAUCCAAGUGCAAGUUGGAGUUCCAUGCUUGUUCUACUGGGAGAAGCCUCACCACUCUCUGCGAUGGGCCCUGUCCCUGUCUCCCGGAGCCUGAGCCACCAAAAUCCAGGGCAGAAAAGAAUGCCUGCACGGACAAGGACCUGAGGAACCUCGCUUCCCGGCUGAAAGACUGGUUUGGAGCCCUUCACGAGGAUGCUGACAGGGCCAUCAAGCCCACCGGCUCUGGCGCAGCGCAAGGCAGAUUCGACACCAGCAUCCUGCCCAUCUGCAAGGACUCCCUGGGCUGGAUGUUCAACAAGUUGGACAUGAACUAUGACCUCCUGCUUGACCACGCAGAGAUCAACGCCAUGUACCUGGAUAAGUACGAGCCCUGUAUCAAGCCGCUCUUCAACUCCUGUGACUCCUUCAAGGACGGCAAGCUCUCUAACAAUGAGUGGUGCUACUGCUUCCAGAAGCCUGGAGGUCUCCCUUGCCAGAAUGAAAUGAACAGGAUUCAGAAGUUGAGCAAAGGGAAGAGCUUGUUGGGAGCAUUCAUACCUCGAUGUAACGAGGAGGGCUAUUACAGAGCCACACAGUGUCACGGCAGCACAGGGCAGUGCUGGUGUGUGGAUAAGUACGGGAACGAGCUGGCCGGCUCCAGGAAACAAGGCGCCGUGAGCUGUGAAGAGGAGCAGGAAACUUCAGGGGAUUUUGGCAGUGGCGGCUCUGUGGUCCUGUUGGAUGACCUAGAGGAUGAGCGGGAGCUGGGCCCACAGGACAGACUGGGGAGGCUGCGGGUGCACACCCGGGCAGUGACGGAGGAUGACGAGGACGAGGAUGACGACAAAGAGGAUGAGGUCGGGUACAUAUGGUAGUCCCCACGAGGAGGAGGAUGCGAGCUCUGCACACAACUGCAAGUCACUUCCUGUUCCUGCGUUUGUAUCUAAGACUCCACGGCCCAUGGCCUCUUCUCCAUUGUUGCCCUCUCUACCCAACCUAAGGUUUGGAAGACGACUCCUUGUUCCCAGAGCAUUCUGAUUGAUUUUGCAUACGGUGUGUGGGAAGAAGGGUGUUGGGUUUUCUUUUUUAGACAGAGGAAUGGCUGGUUGAAUUAGAGCCUCCUUCCCUCCCGUGAGUUUUUUGCAACAAGCAUGUGAUGUAUGUGGGAUUCUGACAGCGCAGGGAGCCCCCACCCUCUAAACAUCAAAGACCCUUUCCAUCACCCACACCGGUGGUUAUUACAGCAUGGUUCCCGGCCUUACCGUGUCUAAGUGCUUUUCUUGUGUCCUGUAGAUGUUGUGGAAAACACACCACACUGUACCUUUCCCCCCUGCCCCUCCCCACCCACCCUGGUGUUUAUUAUUACACAUUAGUUUUUCACAUCACUCGAUCUGGCUUCCUACAAACAACAGCCUUAAUUCAGUUAAGAGUCCCUUUGGGGAACUGAUCUUCUCUAUUAAAAGAUACUUCUCUCUGUACGUGCAUCAAUAUUUGAGUCUGUACAGAAGAGACUGUACACACCUCUCAGAAAAAAGGGUUUGGGUGUCUAUUGAAAAUUCACUUGGAAAAAAAUUACACAUUUGUCAGUAUGUCCAGACCUGGGGUCAUAGUCUGUGGAAUAGGGAAUUUGUACCGAAGUCCUUUCUUUGCACUAACGGCUGGCACGUGUAGCCUGCAGGCUGAGGAGGCUGCUUCUCUAUGCAGCGGCAGAGUUACCGGGAGCCUCUUUGAUUUGGAGGAGCCUCUGUCUGCCUAAAUCACUUUUCUUGCAGAAGCCAUGUGACUCCCACGUGGGCAGCCUCACAAGCCAUCUCUCUCAUUUCAGCUCAAACCCUCCCCUGGGCUGCAGCAGGCCUGUCUGCGGCACGUUCCUCCCUUCCCUACCUACUCAAGGGCUUUUUCUAAGGCAUGUCCACGUACCCCCUGCUCUCCGGGAAGGUGGAACUAUAGUGUUCCAUAGCAGAAGAAAAUUCAGGAUUCUUAACUCGGUGUUUCAGUUUGCCCCUUAUCUAUCCAUAAAUCGUCAUCAUGAUGAGGGUACAAAAGCUGUACAGAUUUUUUUUCAAUCACUCAUCAUUUGUAAAGAAUCUCAGAUGGAGGCCUAGAAAAGAACUUCAGGGAAGCACAUGAGAAGUAGGGUUGGAUUUUUAAGAGCUAGUCUGUGCCCCACCCCACCCCCACCCAAAGCUGCAUCAAGGUACAAAUGAAGAAAGCCCUUCACCACUGCGUUUCUUUUUCCUAAGGAAACUCAUUGUCCAACUCUAGCUCCAAGUUUGGUAAGGUCAUCAUCUCUAUUGUCUUUAGGAUUUUCCUCUCCCUAUCAAACUGGCCCAGGCACAAGUACCAAAGAGUAGUCUUCAAAGUGGCCCCAUUCAGUUCAGUACAGGGCCUCAAGCUCCUGUCCCACCUGGUGUCCGCCUACCUGGAUGUCCUAAUCAGCCACCCCGCAAGGCUCUCUGGCCCACAUAUGUUUUUCUUCCCUUCCUGAGCUCCAGCCAGGCCACCAGAAGACCACAUACACUCAGGCAACAAAUAUAGUCAAUCAGACUGAGAUCAUGGGGGCAGCUGACCAGUCUUCACCCCAAAUUGAGCAUUUGUACUUUACCAGCCCACCUCUAACUAGUAUUUUCCAGUCUUUGCAUUGGCCAGACCCACAGGCAAUAUCCCUGGAGUUGGCUCAGAUGGGAAAUGAACUUCUUGGAUACAGCAAACCCGUUUGGCCUGACAGACAGGAGGACAGCCAGCACCCCAGCUGUAGGGAGACCACAGGCAAGCUCUGUACUGGGAUCUCUCAACUCUAUCACCUCCAUUUCAGUACUUUUUUUUUCUCACUUGAACAAAAACUCUGAGAUAGUAAUUUAAAAAACAGCUGCAUAAUUGCAGCUAAACACAAUCAAGUGUAUAAAAGAAUCGAGGCAUAUUUAAAAAAUCUCAGUUUAGACCAACAAAGAAAACCAUUGUUACUGUCUCCUCUGAGCCUGGGAAACACACAAGAGGACAAAUUAAAAUCGACAAAUUGAUUUCACUUACAGAAACUUCUAGUAACAGAGCAAACCACUGAUUUUAAUUUGCCUAAUUAUCUUAUGACAAGUGUCAAAUUAAGAUGACACUUAAAGACCCUUGGCAUUAACUUACUGAUGGAGAAGAGUGCUCAGUAGUCAGUUCCCAGUGAGGUAAUGAGAUGCUCAUCUUCAGAGAGAUUCCAAGAAGGUAUUUUUGAUUCAUUAAGAUAUUAAAUAAAAAGCCCUCUUAUGACUGGAACCCAAAAUCAGUGGAGCAACAUUAAGGCCACUUUUUGUGCCUCACUUUGGCAAGACAGCAUUAGUUUUUAAAGGUACUUUUCAUCAGUACUAAAGAUUCGUGUCUUUAGUUACCUUAGCCUUAGCAGAAUUUUGUUUUCCUCUCUUUCAGCAGGAGUCUUUUAGCAGGUGACUAUGUAUACAUAAAAAUCUUGAUUUACAAAAAAUAGUGCUGUGACCAUCAUUCCCUUGUUGCAGAAAAGUAUGGAGGUGAAUCUUUGCAGACUCAUUUUUCGAACCUCCUUAGUGAAAUAGUUUUAUCCUUAUUCCAUAAGUGGAUCUUUGAUUUUAUACCAUUUCCUUGGCAUCCAAGUUAAACCCUAGAAUUUUCUUCCACAAUGAGUUCUCUGCCAUAUCAGUGUCUAUUUAUUUCCACAAAUACUCUAAGCAUGGGAAUACCCUCACACUAAAUUUGAGGUUUCGUAUCAGUUCCUUCUCCUUCACGCCCGUCUCCCCCCACCCGGCAGUGAGCGGCGCCGUGCCUGUCCAGCUCUGCCCUCUGCUCCUCCCAGGACGCCACUUACGGCUAUCGCUUUCUUUUCUUCUUCACUUUGGCCACACUGUACAGUAACGUCCCAGAGCCCUUUCUACAGUGGGUGGUUUUGGUCUUUUUCUACCUUUUCGUCAGAGUCACUGCUGUUCGUCCCUGUCCACUGUGUAGCACUGUAAUGACAGCCACCAAAUCCUGAGUGCCAGUCUGUCGUCCCUCUUGUAGAUGAAAUAGUAAAGUAGAAAACCUAGUAAAUUCUGAAUGCUUUCCCACGUAGACUUAUCUGGAAUGUGAACACGACUCUUUGGUUAACAGUAAAUGCUUAACUGUAGUCCUGAGUAGGUGCAUUUCUGUCUGUCUCAAUAAAUUUUAAUUUGUCU
This is a messenger RNA of Vicugna pacos (alpaca), 4783 nucleotides long. Lineage: Eukaryota; Metazoa; Chordata; Mammalia; Artiodactyla; Camelidae. The record is from RefSeq and is a predicted model, not a curated record.